AUCUACAAAUUCCACGAGGACAUGCAUGGGGAAGUUGUUGAAGAGUGUAAGAAGGAAACUGUUGCUGACUCCCUACAUGGGCUGCAUUACCCUGCUACAGAUAUUCCCCAAAUCAACCGAGAACUGUUCAAAGCCAACCGAACCAGGGUAGUGUUCGAUGUAAAUCACAGGGGCGAUGACAUAUACUGCCUGGAUGAUGCUGUAUGCGCGAAAGAUAUUUGCCUUGUCAAGAGCUGUUUGCGCCAGGCACACCCUUGCCAUCUUGAAUAUCUUGCGAACAUGGGCGUAAGAUCUUCCUUCGUCGUGGCCAUUAUCGUCAACAAAGAACUUUGGGGCUUGUUUGCAUGCCACCAUUACUCUGACACUUGUUAUAUUCCCUUUCAAGUCAGGAUUGCAGCGGAAUUCCUGAGUCAA
This is a messenger RNA of Guillardia theta CCMP2712, 414 nucleotides long. RefSeq lists its product as hypothetical. Lineage: Eukaryota; Cryptophyceae; Pyrenomonadales; Geminigeraceae. The record is from RefSeq and is a predicted model, not a curated record. Gene Ontology annotation, molecular function: protein binding. The transcript has a single exon. The annotation marks the transcript as partial.